AUGAUUUUAAGAAGACUACAAAAGCCCUUAGCAUCCUGCCGAUACAUGUACAUUUUUUCCCUAAUUAACCUAUUCAAAUCAGCAUCAAGUGCCCUGACAAAACCCACGUAUGCGUACAUUCACAACUGCAGUAAUAUCAUAUCACAGCUCCCCAAAAGAACAAAUAAACUAAUUUUAAGCAAUUGUUCGAGCAAGGAAAAUUAUAAUGCUUUUGUAUGCAAAUCUUAUAAGAAAUAUAAAAUGAAUAAAAAAUUCUCGAGUUCCAUAAAUAUGAAUAAGAGUAAAGAAAAUGAAAAUAUUCUAAAAGAUAAUAAUAACGUCACUGCAUUUCAUAAAAACACCAGUGACGUUAAGAAUUUUGGGAACUUUAACCAAAGCAGCAGGAGUUCCGCCUUCGGCAAACGAUACAGCUAUGGCAGUAAGAGCAACAGUAAGGUAUCUUCCGGCACUUAUGUUGGUGGAGGCGUUUGUGUUAGUGGGGUAGGAGGUGAUGGCGACGGCAGGGGAGGUGGAGGUAGUAGGUACACCAGUAGCCACACCUAUUCGGGGAAUCACUCAAGUCAUCAUCCAAACCAGAUCAACAGAGAAACGGCGACCAAAAAUGAAGAUGCCACCUACUCCUUAAACGAAACGAAGUCAAACACAAAUUCGAAUUAUAUGAAUUCGAGCAUGAAGGAAAAGAAAGGAGGAGGGUACCCCAUGAACAGUAAUGAUCCCAACAUACCACCUGUCAACGAGAGCAGUAAAAUCAUUCAGCACAACACCAAAAUGAGUAGUUUCAAUAAGGAUAAUAUGUUGCGCAAAGGCGUAAAGGACGAAGGUAUGUACCGCCACAGUGGCUUAGGGCCCAACAGCAGUGGCAACAAAGUGAUAGACAGCGUGGAUAAUGCCAGAAGCGGCAUGACUAACAACAGUGGAAACGCAGCAGAUGGAAAUGCGGCGAGUGGAAAUAUAGCCGGUGGAAAUGCAUCGGGCGGUAUUUAUCAAGAGAAUAAUGAGUUGAAAAGCACGAGCUACAAAAAUACAAAAGACAGCGCAAGCGGAAGCGGAAAUAACAGGAACAACAGCAUGAGCGAGAAAAAAACGAACAUAGAAGGCAUAAGCAGCACGAACUUAAAGGGCAACGAACGAUUUAUCCACCUGAACGAGAGCCGUGCCAGCAACACAAAGUACAAUGCGAAGAAUCCAUUUAUCUCAAAUAAGAAAAAUAUUUCUACGUAUAACACAAAUUUGAGCAACGCGAACAGUAGCAACCUUAAGAGAGGUGGUGAAAAUGUCUCUUAUGCACAGAACAAUUUCAAGAGAGAAACAUCAGAUAAUAUAUUGAAUAGUAAUCUAAACAUGGCAGAGCUAAAUAAAAAUGAUGGGGUUGUCAUUGAUCCCAAUAUGAACAGCAUUGACAUGAGCAAUAAACUGAGCGCAAGGGAUUCUUACGGAAAAGGGGACGGUGCCAACAAUGAUGCAAACGUCGGCACGGAUACCGGAAAUAGCAACCGAACUGGCAAUUCGCGGGGCGGCAAUGGUCGAAGUGGUAACGGGCGCAGCGGCAACCGUCGGAGCUCUAAGAGUCAUAGAGGGGGCCGCAGAAGACACAACAACUCGGGUUGGAAUAAUCCAGUCGCGGAUAAUGCAGAUGUGAAUAAUGUAGGUGGAAACAACACAAGCGGGAAUAACGUUGGUGUAAAUAACCCUAGUGAAAGUACGCCCAACGGGAACAGCGGCACCGGUCGCAGCGGCAAGCGGGGAAGCAGACGAGGCGGCAACAGGAACAGGAGAAACAGCAACAGCAACUCGGGCGCGUUCAAUUCCCUCAACAUGAUGAAAAACGGAGAAGAAAAAAUGAAUGAAAUUUUUGACAAUUCAAUGCCAGGAAAAGAUUACAUGCAGCAAAAUGCAAAUAAUUUAAGGGGCAUGACAGAGAAUCAGCCCGCGCAUGGCAGCAGGAGCAGAAAUAGCAAGAUGGUGUCCUAUGGCUCGAACACAGUCAAAGGAGGAGGCCACAUGAGCAACGUCGGCAUAAAGGGCGUGCAGAAUAUGCAGAUCAUGCAAAGUAUGCAAAAUAUGCAAAACAUGGCAAACAUGCCAAGUAUGCACAGCGAGAAGAUACUCGAGAACGGAAACAGAAGUUCAAGAGAAAAUGAAAAAGCCAUCCCCGGUGCAAUGAUGAAGAACACCAGGAACAUGUCCUACGACAACAAGGGGAACAGCUACAUGAAGGACGCAAACCAGGCGAAUGCAGACGAGGCGAAGAAGAGGGACCCUUACGCGAAUUACUCCUCCAAUAGCUUGAGAACGAUGAGCCAAAUGAAUACCAUGAACAGCGUCGGCAGCAUGAGCGGCACAAAUCAGAUCAGCGGUGCAAACAACCCUAUGGAUGACCACUACAGCGGAAGCAAGCAAAGCUGCAAUGUGAGCGCCUCCACGCCCUUCGAAAACAUGGAGGCAGAUGCAUUUCUCUUUCACGACUUCAACGAAUUCGUGACGUACAUGUAUAAGGAUGAAAACAUUUUAACCCUUUUCUAUAUACGAAAAAAUUACCUCAAAGCAGAGUCGCGCGAAGAAUUUGUAACCGAAAAUGAUAAAAUAAAAUAUUCAAUCAUAUGGUCCUUUCCUAGUGAUGAAAAAAUUACCGUUACGGGGACGCACAGCACAAAGAAGUUAAGCAAAAAGGUAUGCGUGAAGAAAAUUUUACAAAAGUUAAAAAACAUCUCAGUCUUAGAGAUAGACCAAAUGACCAAAUGGAUGAUUAACAGCUUAAAUGUGGUUCUCAAGGUGCAGCAUAAGAAUAUGGAAACCAAAAUGAACAAUAAUAACAUGUAUUGCACCAGCAUAGAAUGGAAAAUCAACAACAAAAUGUAUCACUCCAUGGGGAUACAUGUGCAUGAGAAAAUUGCCGAAAUCAUCGCAACACAGAACCUGUACAUGAUUCUGUAUGACAUCAAGGAUCAGUUGAUUAAAGAAAUGGAGAGUGGCAAAAUGAGUAGCCAACAGGGCGCCGCAGGUGGCAUGAAUAGCGGCAAGGCGUACGAAAACAGCCUCUUCGACAAAAUGAUGAAUAACAGCAAUAACAGAGGCUACAACGAUCAUGUUGCCAAUAAAAUGGGAGGCACAUACGAAUACGGUAAAGGACAAAUGAUGCAGAAUAAAAAUAUGAUGGAGGUUGCGGCUCUUUACAAAAGUGGGAACCCCUCCAAUAAAGAUUUCAAUGCACAUGGCAUGAAUAAUUGCAACACGUAUUAUAAUCCAAAUGAUGGGAUGCCGAAACCGCAGUGUGGUGACAAUGCAAUGAUGCACUCCGUACAAGGCGGGGUUGUCAUGAGCGGUGCUGUUGGUGGUGUGACCAAUAUGAACCCAUGCGCCAUAGGUGGAAACAAUGUGGAGUUAGCAAACGCAGGCCAAAUUGACGGAAACAACCUUAACAUGAACCUUAUGAACUACCCAAAUGGAAACAACAUGGGUAUGCCCAUUAUGAACGACAAAAAUAUUGGACCAGGCGUAGGAGCACUCCACAUGAAUGGGUUGAAUAACCCCGGAAUCGUACCUCCAGCACCGGUCAUAACGGACCCAACAGACCUUAUCGCCUACAAUUUAACGAAACAGGACUCUGGGAGCAUCCAAAUGCUAAGAAACAACAUUGCCUCAAGGUACAAAGUGCACCAGACGGAAAACUUCGAGCAGGUGUAUAAUUUGUUCAAGUGUACACUCGAGUGGGAGUGGAAAAAUGGAAAGAUAGCCUGCAAAACGAAAAGUGUCGGUUAUGGUACCACCAAGAAUUUGGCCAAGUGCGAAGCAGCCUACGACAUGUUAGUGAAAAAUAACCUUAUAGAGUACAUAUCAUCCACCGAUAGGAAGAACGCGCAUUAUAUAAAAGAUUUAAUACAGAAGGAUGUGAACAAAGCCAUGAAGCUAGCCAUUCAGUUUAUCAUGCAGUAUAGCAGUAACGCGUGGUCGAUUUUUCUAGUUUAUCUUUUGAGGGAGUUGCUCAUAGAUGGCAAUUACGACCACAUCAAUAGGCUUCUCACCACCGUAGUGGAAGUCAGUAAAGAGGGAAGAAUCGAAGCCGAUAAAAUCAACGAGAGUAACAGUGCCAAUGCUGGUGGGGGAAGUGGCACAAACACGGGCAGAAUGGAUGGCAGUAAUUCGCACCGAUCGACUAGAAUGAAUAACGGCGGUCAGAAUCACGGCAUGUACAGCAACAAUGCAGAUGGAGAAAACUACGUAGACAGCUCAAGCAGCCUAUUCUUCUGCAACCCCUACAUUAAGAACCGAAGUGACAAUAGCAAUUAUGUGCAUAAGCUAGUGUCCAUAGAUUUGUGGGAAAAAUUAAUCGACGAGUGUGUCGUUGUUUUAAAUGACAAACUGUGCUUCCACUGCAUAACCCUGUUGAAGGAAGUAGAGCUGGAUUAUUCCAUAUUUAUUUCCAAGUGUGCCCAUGAUUAUUACAAGAAGUAUAGAAUUAUGUUAGCCCUAGAGUUGCAAGCCAAUCUGUCACAGAGUAUUCAGGAGAAAAGAGAUUUCGAAUAUCUGCAUGAAAAUAAAUCGUUACUGUUAAAGGUAAAAAGUGCAACUAUGCCCAUUCUGUCCUUCACCUGUACCUUAACAUUGGAAGAAAAGGAAUGGAUGAAGUCUACACAAAUGAGGGAAGACGACAUUGUUUUACUAAAACCGUGUGACCUGAUGCUCACGGAUGAAGAUGCCUGGUCCAGCAGCCUCAUCGGUACCAUUACAAGCACAAAGAGUGACAACACUGUUUACAACAUCAACGUUAGGAUAUUCUCUGCUGAAAAUACCAGAAAGGCAAAUGUCAAGUAUAGCAAGUAUAAGCUCUUUCUACUAUUGAACAUUGUGACUCAUGAAAGAAUGCUGCAAGCCCUGAGGGGCAUAACCUUUAUAAGUUCCAUUCCGACAACGAAUCAAUCGCCCUAUGUUUUCACCCCAGAAAUUCGCUUCCUCAUACUGCACUCGUACAAUAAGUAUUCAAAGCACAUUGCGCAGACGGGGAAAUUGAACCACGAAAUUGCAGAAUAUGAAAAGAUCAAGAUUGAUUCCCUCAACCAUGACUCGUCCAAAAAUAAUACCCAAGAAGAUUUACUAACCCAGUACAGUGGGCAAGCAAAGAACCCCUAUGGAGAUUUACUGAACGAUGCACUGAACAGACAAAUUGGAAAAACACACACAGAUGAUAUUGAUCAGUAUUUAGUCGAAUCUAUCAAUUUGCCAACCAAUUUGCCGCUAAACGAUUCGCAAAAAUUAGCAUGCCUUAGUGCUCUGACCAGAAGGCUAACCCUUGUGCAAGGACCCCCCGGUACAGGAAAAACCCACGUUGCUUGCGCGAUUAUUGACAGCUGGCACAGGCAAAAUAGUAACAAAAAGAUACUGGCCGUGGCAGACUCCAACGUCGCAGCUAAUAACCUCGUGGAAGGACUCAAAAAGAGGAAUAUCCAAGCUGUUAGAGUGGGAGCUGGAAGUGACAGCGAUUUCCACGAAGAAGCCAUUAUGGACUUCCAUCGAUAUAAGGAUCUCCUAAAGUUGAGAAAAAACAAUUUACAAAAAGAAGCCAAAGUUAUGAAAGCCCUAUUAUUCCUUGAAGCGGUGAAAAAGUACAACGUCGUCAUAGCCACCUGUGUCGGUUCAGGACAUGAAAUAUUUGACAAUGAAAAAUUCGAAAGAGUCAUUAUUGAUGAAUGUGCACAGUCGAUUGAGCCUUCGAAUCUUAUUCCGCUGGGGCACAAUUGCAACAAUUUGGUCUUAAUCGGAGAUCACAAGCAAUUACCACCAACCAUCAUUUCUUCAGACGCUACCAAAUUAGGGUUAGAUCGAUCCCUGCUGGAACGAUUUGUCUUGGCCAAAAUCGCUCCCGUUCAUCUGCUAACCACUCAAAGACGUAUGCAUCUAAGUAUUUGUACAUUUCCAAACAUCCAUUUUUAUGAUAACAAAUUGAAGACUGAAAAUGUCACCGAGGAGAAUCGACCAAUUAUUAAGGGAUUCUUGUGGCCGAACCCGAAAUGCAGAUUAGCAUUCAUAGAUGUCUCUCUCGGAAAGCCAGGAAGCAAGUUUGAAAAUGCUUACGGUACUUCCAAGUUUAAUUUGUACGAAAUUGAGCCCCUAAUAUCUGUGCUAAAAUCGAUUGUAAAUGAGGGUUGCGUAUCCGUCGACGAAAUAGGCAUUUUAACAGCGUAUGAUGCGCAGAAAAUCAAGUUGAAGAAAGCGGUCCAAGAUGCGUUCCCCUAUGAAGCAGCAUGUCGAAUAGAAAUUGACUCCAUCGAUGGAUUUCAAGGAAAGGAAAAAGAUUUGAUUUUAUUUUCUGCGGUUAGAUCAAAUGCAAAUAACGAAUUAGGAUUUUUAAAAGAUGCCAGAAGAUUGAAUGUCAUGUUGACAAGAGCUAAAAGAGGAGUGAUCCUAUUUGGAGAUCAGUUCACCCUUGCUAAUGAUCCCGAAAACUGGUUACCCUGGCUCAACUGGAUUUCAUCCAAAAGGGCAGUCGUACACAUCACCAAACUGAAUGAGCACCUAGAAAAUGCAGAUUAUUCCCUUAUAGAUAAACUGAACAAAAUAAACAAGACUGUUAAUUUGAAAAACGUAAGCAUAUCGGAUAAUUAUUUCUUAUACGGAAAUGAUACCGGAUUUUCGAAUGACUACAAUGAGCCGCAGAUCUAUAAUCAGAACGAAGAACCCAACUUCACCGUCGGUUUGAAUGACACCAAGGAAGAAGUAGAGCCAGUCGAAGAGAUUGUUGAAAACUGGGAAGAUUUACUCUGA
Plasmodium inui San Antonio 1 is the source of this 6759-nucleotide messenger RNA. RefSeq lists its product as hypothetical. The transcript has a single exon. The coding region runs from base 1 to 6759 and encodes 2252 amino acids. The record is from RefSeq and is a predicted model, not a curated record. Gene Ontology annotation, molecular function: 5'-3' DNA helicase activity. NCBI's taxonomy places the organism in Eukaryota, Apicomplexa, Aconoidasida, Haemosporida, Plasmodiidae.